GUCUGUUAGUUUUACUCUCGACGUCGAAAUCCGUAUAUUUAACACCGCGCGUCGUCUCGCGUUACGCACGCGGCGGCACAAUGGUUAAUUAGUCGCGGAAGAAACCGUCACCGGUAAUCACGUUAAUUGCGCAGGUGCGUGCUGGUGUGCGACAGAUAAUGGCGCGAUGCGCUCGACGCGAGGUGACAACAGUAGCGGCAAUGGCCGGCGGAUGCGCAGCGAAAAGAUAAACACUCGCACCUCUCGUUAUUCGCUCCAUGCGUGCACGCGAACAGUGCUAUAAGUGUACUAAAACGAUAUGCGUCGGCGACGCCAGCGAUGCGAUAGCAACAUGGAAAAACGCAAGCAGCUCUACCCGUAGACGCACAUCUGAAGAACAACAGCAUUUUUAUCAAAAACAAGUAUGCCAUCUCGCCAGCGUUCGCUGACCGAAUUACGCUAGCAUAGAAGCAAUCUAAGAUGGCGACCAUUGACAUAGAAGAGCCGGCGAAUCCCGGUGCUGGCCUGACUGCGAACGGACUUCAGCAGAGACUGAGUCCGAUGCCGGCCGGUCCGAGCGUGAGUAGGCUCAGCAUGCGAAAGCUCUCUUACGACAUCGAAGAGAUUAGAGAGAAUGGCGGACUCAGUCCGGCUGACAACUCCGACAACGAUAUUAGCUCGGAGAUCUUGAAGAUCGAAGACGAGGCAGCCAUGCACGACCAGGCGGAGGCGGCGGGCGACGGUGGCACCAUGGUGAAGAUCGUGAAAACGAUACAGCUUCUGAAAUUUUGGUCACGCGGCAAGAAGGACAAUCAGUCGCAGCAGCGGCCGGACUCCUUCCUGGAAAAGUUUGCAAUGGCGGGUCCGGACCUAAACAAUGGCGAGGACGAUGAGAACCCGGCUCCGCGAACACCACCGAAGCCAGGUGGCGCCACCAACAUCAUGGAACAAGCUCGAAUCGCCGCGCGACCCCGGUACAUCAAGCGAUGGGUCAUCGACCCGGCAGAGUCGUUCUACUACCGAUGGCUCUUCGUGAUGACGCUGGCGAUUUCUUACAACGUCAUCUUCAUCAUCGCUCGCUCGGUGUUCGAGCAACUACAGACGGACUACCGCAACGAGUGGCUCGUAGUCGACUACAUAUCGGACGCGCUCUUCAUACUCGACAUGCUUGUACAGUGCAGGAAAGGCUACCUCGAGCAAGGGCUGCUCGUUCGCGACACGUCAAAACUGCUGAAGAACUACGUCGCCACGUGGAGCUUCAAGAUGGACGUCAUCUCGAUCAUACCCACAGACAUUCUGUACGUGUUCAUCACCAUCGACUACCCGUCGGUGCGCUUCAACCGGCUGCUGCGCUACGGUCGCCUACUGGAGUUCUUCGAGCGAACCGAGGCGCGCACAAACUAUCCGAACUUCAUCCGCAUCCUCAACCUCGUGCUGUACAUAUUGGGCAUCAUUCACUGGAACGCGUGCGUGUACUUUGCGAUCAGCAAGGCGAUCGGCAUCGGCGCCGACGACUGGGUCUAUCCUGGGCCGCACCGCAACAACUCGGAGUUCGACAAGGUCUCGCGAAAGUACAUCUACAGUUUCUACUGGUCGACGCUGACGCUGACGACGAUCGGAGAGACGCCGCCGCCGGAGAAGGACUGGGAGUACGUGUUCCACGUCGUCGACUUCCUCAUCGGCGUGCUCAUCUUCGCUACAAUUGUCGGUAACGUCGGCAGCAUGAUCACCAACAUGAACCAGCAGAAGACGGAGUUCCAGAGCAAGAUGGACACGAUCAAGCAGUACAUGGAGUUCCGCAAGGUGAGCAAGGACCUGGAGCGGCGCGUCAUCAAGUGGUUCGACUACCUGUGGACGAACAAGCAGUCGCUGGACGAGGACGGCAUUCUGUCGACGCUGCCGGACAAGCUCAAGGCAGAGAUAGCAAUACACGUGCAUCUGGACACGCUGAAGCGCGUCAGUAUCUUUCAGGACUGCGAGCCCGGGCUGCUAGUCGAGCUCGUGUUGAAGCUGCGUCUGCAGGUCUUUAGCCCGGGAGACUACAUCUGCCGCAAGGGCGACAUCGGCAAAGAGAUGUACAUCGUGAAGCGAGGCAAGCUGAGCGUCGUCGGCGACGACGGACACACCGUCUUCGUCACGCUCGGCGCCGGAAGCGUCUUCGGCGAGGUGAGCAUACUCAACAUCGCCGGAAACAAGACCGGAAAUCGUCGCACGGCAAACGUGCGCAGCGUCGGCUACUCGGAUCUUUUCUGCCUCUACAAGGACGACCUCUGGGAGGCGCUGCUCGAGUAUCCCGAGGCAAAGAAGGUCCUGCUGGAGCGAGGCAGGCAGAUCCUGAUGAAGGAUGGACUGAUCGACGAAGAGGCGGAGAGAGCGGCGGAGAAGACGAAGGAGGACACGCAGAACAAGGUCGAUCGGCUCGAGCAGAACCUCGACAAUCUGCAGACGAGAUUCGCGCGCCUCCUGGCGGAAUACACGAACACGCAGGUGCGCAUGAAGCAGCGGUUGCACAAAGUCGAGCUGGCGGUAGAUGGCGACACUGCGUCGGUGCACAGCCACAGCGCAGCCGAUACGAAAUCGUAGAUAGUGAACUAGCAGCACUCAGACGUCGCAGUAGGACCGAUAUAAUUCUCGAAGCUUCUCGAGGCGGUCGACUUAGAAGUGUCGGUAGUGUUUAGUGCAUGCGCGGACACGUCCCGUACGGCACAUGCUACUAUAAUUAUGUUUAAUGCCGCGAAAAGACGGGUCGUUCAUUCUAACGCCGUCCAUCAAACGUAAAUAUACUAUGAUAGGUACAUUUAUGCUUGAUUGAAAUACUCCUGCGAUGUUUAUAGAUUACACGCGAACACUUUAUAGUGUCGCUAGAGGGCACUGAUCUGUAAACGUGUUUCAACUUUACGGUUAACCCACAUCGCUCGUUUUUACUAUUAUUUUAUGCACUUGUAAAAAAUACGAUUGUUGUUAUUACGUCAUACAAACGUUCCUGGUAAUCUGGUAGCACACGUCGAAUGCGCACUCGGCCGUAGCUGAAAGAUGUGUCGCAUGCGAAUGAUAUAGAGCGACCCGCGCGGGAAAUAAUCAUCGAUGUUUAUAUGAACAUGAACAUGCAUCGUGCCGACAUCGUCACGCCAGUGACGGCAUCUAACCUGCGAAUGACGUAGGAGUUAUGUAAUAUUCCAUGUGCGUGUUUUCGUUGAGUUUAAGGAGAAAAGUCGUGCUCCUGAUUUUUAAACUACUUAUAUUAUAUACAUAUAUGACAUUGUUAAGUAUUACAGUGAUAAAGCGAAUUCAUGACGAGUGCGAAACCGAUGUGGUUAUUUUGUAUGGCGUGAUCGCUGAGAAGGGGUUACGCGAAUGACAAUAGAGUGAAGUGGUAUGACCUAGGCACACAGGGAAAAACGUGUAGAUAUCAUAUGACAUAUGUGUACGAAAAUUACUACGAAUUAUUGAUAUACACACAUGUAUUGUAAUAUUUCGAUAGAAACUAUAUAUAUAUAUUAUGUGGUAAAUGCAGACUACAUAUGUUAUUUUUAUGGCAAUAUUGUCUGAACAUUGUCAAAAUCAUUCAGUAAUGGUUAGCUCAUGAUUAACCCGUCCGUUGUUUUAUAGGUGUGGAAGGUUUACGAUGUGUUUAUUCAUCUUAGGAUAUUAAAAAAAGCUAAUUACUGUUGCUAGCAUUUGUAGGUAAUGAAUCGACAGAAAUUUUAUUUGAAAAUAUUUACCAUCGCUUAGGCCUACGUUAACAUAAUGUUAAAAUUCGUUCGGCUAAUCUCACACACA
Molecule: messenger RNA, 3759 nt
Organism: Priapulus caudatus
Lineage: Eukaryota; Metazoa; Priapulida; Priapulimorpha; Priapulimorphida; Priapulidae
Product: cyclic nucleotide-gated cation channel alpha-3-like
Exons: 5
Coding region: 460-2562 (700 amino acids)
Biological process (GO): potassium ion transport; monoatomic cation transmembrane transport
Cellular component (GO): intracellular cyclic nucleotide activated cation channel complex; plasma membrane
Molecular function (GO): voltage-gated potassium channel activity; cGMP binding; intracellularly cGMP-activated cation channel activity
Source: RefSeq, a predicted model, not a curated record